This is a messenger RNA of Brugia malayi, 399 nucleotides long. RefSeq names its product putative NADH-ubiquinone oxidoreductase B18 subunit, putative. The record is from RefSeq and is a predicted model, not a curated record. The transcript has 2 exons. Bases 1 to 399 code for a protein of 132 amino acids. NCBI's taxonomy places the organism in Eukaryota, Metazoa, Nematoda, Chromadorea, Rhabditida, Onchocercidae. Gene Ontology annotation, cellular component: mitochondrion.
AUGGGUACCCGGUUAUCUGUAUCACUGGAAGAUCCGGAAGUCUCACCUCGAACGGAUCGCCCUCCCACUUUUGACCCAUUCUAUGGAUUUCCUAAAGGACGAAAACCGCGUGAAAUGAAAGCAACAUGGGAGGAAAUGGAUCACUGGAAACUAGAAUUCGGCGAUCGUGAUUACUGUGCUCACUUACUAAUUAAUCUCAAAAAAUGCCAGCGACAGUAUGCUCCUUUUUCGCAUUAUUACUGCACAGAUGAUUACCACGGAUGGCAGAAUUGUGAAUAUGAAGAUCAUCUCCUGAGGAUGAAAGAAUUCGAACGAGAAAGACGGUUAUUGAAACGAGCUUCUCGUAAAAGAGCCGCCCAGGAAAAAUCGAGUAGUGUUGAGGGAAAAAUAGUAGUAUAA